AUGGAGAGUCGUAAAACUGAUCAUAUUCCUGAAUUGUCUCCUCAUUAUUCAGAAACCCAUAGUGAUGACCAGCUCGGAGGAAAUACCUACCGAAUGGAUCCCUUGUUAGAGUUAGAAUUAGCUAAAGUACGUUUAGCUCAGACAGAAAAAGAAAUCGAGCUAGAACGGUUACGCCAAAAAGGAAAAGAACAUUAUGAUCAAGUUAUGGUUGACAAGGCGAUGACGUAUGAGUCUACAUCUGUCGUUGAUGUUCCUCAUAGAAAAGACUGGGUAACAAUGAUGUCUAGAGCUUUAGACCUACCAAAGAAAGAGAUUAUAAGGUUUGAUGGUAACCCUAUGAACUAUUGGAGCUUCAUACGGAAUUUUGAGGACUGUUUUGACGAGAGCAUUGGGUUCCGAUCUAGGUUAAACUAUUUGAUCCAGUACUGUGAUGGUGAAGCUAAAAACACUAUUGUUCAUUGCGCAUUGCUUGAACCAGAAGAAGGCUAUCGUAAAGCACUAGAACUUCUCGAGGAAGCAUUUGGUCAGAAGCAUAUAGUAGCCCAUGCAUUUAUUGAUAAGAUGCUGAACAUCCCUGCCAUUAAAGGGACCGAUCCAUAUAAUUUAAGAAGGUUGUCUCGUGAGAUGCAUAUUUGUGAGCUAACACUCACGCAGAUGAACUAUGUAUCUGAUCUUAAUUCUACAAAGACUAUCGAAUGCAUGUUUUUAAAACUCCCGUUACACCUGCAAAGAGAAUGGGUUAAAGUUGCGUGUAGAAUUCUUAAGACAGGUAGAGAACCUUCAUUCAAGGACCUUUGUGAAUUUGUGAAAGAGCAGUCAGACAUUGCUAAUACUAGGUACGGCUUACUUGUCAACCGCGGUAGUAAUAGUGGCAAUAAAGAUGUUGGUGUUUUAAAAAGGAAAAUUAGUACAGAUUACAAUGCAGCAAGAAUAUCUUAUGCGAGUGCUAGUGAUGAUAACGCUCUCUUACGCAGUUCAUCUUGUUUGGAGUGCUCCAGUAAUCAUUCUUUAGAUCAAUGUCAGAAAUUUAAAGACAAGAAUGUUAGAGAAAGGAAGGAAUUCGUUCUUAGACACAAGUUGUGUAAUGUAUGCCUGAAGGCAAACCACGUAGCAAAAAACUGUCGAUCGCCGAGAUCGUGUGCUGUCGAAGGGUGUGGCUGGAGACACCAUACCUUGUUACACGAGUUGCGGGAAGAACCAAGGAAUACUAAUAUUGAUGCACACAUUAACACCCAGCUAUGUACGGAGAAAAGUGUUGAGCGUGUACAGAAACAAGCAGCAUUCGCAAUAGUGCCUGUACUGGUAAGAAAUGGAGAAAGGGUAGCACAGACUUGCGCCUUCUUAGAUAGUGGGUCGGAUGCCUCGCUUAUUACAGAAGAUCUAGCUAAAAGGUUGAAUUUAGAAGGAGAGCCUAAGACGAUUUCGUUGAAAACGUUGGAUAACCAUUCCACAAUUCAGUGUAAAGAGGUUCAACUAGAGGUUUCCUCCUUAGACUCGUCUUCGUCAUUUAGAAUCCCAAACGUAUGGACAGUCGAGAGAUUACCUAUGUUGCGCAGGACGGUACCAACGACGUCUCAAAUGAAAUCCUGGACGCAUUUAAAAGACAUAAGUUUUCCUAGAGUAGAGGAUGAGAAUGUCAAACUGUUGAUCGGGUGCAACGCACCGAGUGUACACGAAAUGAAAGAGAUAAGAACUGGAAAGCCGAAUGAACCAUUCGCCGUGAAGACUCCGUUAGGUUGGACGCUGUUCGGUUCCUAUAGGAAACCUUGUGAAAGCAAUUGUGCACUCAACCACCUCUCAGCUAAAGAGGAAUUAGAGGAUAAGUUCGAACAGUUGUACUCAACUGAAUUCAAAGAUCCAUUUAGUCGUACUAUAUCGAUGUCUGUAGAAGAUCGUAUAGCACUCAGUGCUAUAUCAAAUUCAGUACAAAGGUUAAACGGGCACUAUCAAAUAGCUCUACCUUGGAGGCACAACCACGAGUUACCUAAUAACAGAGAAUUAGCAGAACGUAGACUUAGCUGUUUGAAAGGUAGACUUAUUCGGGAUAAGAAGUUGUUCCAAGACUAUGUAGACUCCAUGACUCGGUAUGUAGAACGAGAUUACGCUGAAAAGGUAAACGAUAACCACUCUGAUGGGCGAAUUUGGUAUCUUCCUCACCAUCCAGUCUUCCACCCCAAGAAACCUAACAAGCUAAGAAUAGUGUUCGAUUGUGCAGCUCAGUAUGCUGGAACGUCUUUAAAUAAGAGCCUUUAUUCUGGGCCUGAUUUAGUCAAUAACCUAGUAGACGUUUUCACCAGGUUCCGGCAACGACCAGUAGGUCUUACGGCGGACAUUGAAGCCAUGUUCCAUCAAGUAAUAGUUCCGCCGCAUGAUCGAGAUGUUCUUAGAUAUUUGUGGUGGCCAGGUGGAGACUUAGAAAAGGAACCCGGGAUCUAUAGAAUGAAAGUUCAUCUGUUCGGGGCAACUUCAUCGCCAUGUUGCGCCACCUUUGCUUUACAGAAAACGAUUUCUGAUAAUCAAGAUAAAUUUCCCAGGGCUGUUACGCAAGCAGCUAAAGAACAGUUUUAUGUGGAUGAUUUAUUGAUAAGUGUGGAUACCAUAGAAGAAGCCAAACGGACAUAUUCGCACUUUAAAAGACUCCUAAGUUUGGGAGGAUUUAACUUUUAUAAAUGGACUAGUAAUAGCGUUGAAGUGCUGGAGUUCAUUCCAGAAGGAGACCGUGCUGAAGGAAGCAUUACUGUCUGUGAGUCCAGUGAGACAAGUAAACGAACUCUUGGAAUAGAGUGGAACGUCCGAACAGACGAGUUAUGUUUCAAAGUUCACGAAUUUCACGGAAACCCACCAGAAGGAAUGUUUUAUCGUAUGUAGCAUCUAUCUUUGAUCCAAUUGG
This is a messenger RNA of Schistosoma mattheei, 2890 nucleotides long. NCBI's taxonomy places the organism in Eukaryota, Metazoa, Platyhelminthes, Trematoda, Strigeidida, Schistosomatidae. The record is from the annotation of a GenBank genome assembly.